Messenger RNA from Homarus americanus (American lobster), 1004 nucleotides. RefSeq lists its product as uncharacterized. The transcript is spliced from 7 exons. NCBI's taxonomy places the organism in Eukaryota, Metazoa, Arthropoda, Malacostraca, Decapoda, Nephropidae. The record is from RefSeq and is a predicted model, not a curated record. Bases 144 to 1004 code for a protein of 286 amino acids.
UGCUGGCAGGUACAGGAAGAGCGGUGGCUGCUGUGCUGAAUCAUACCUGGCACACGGCCUGUUCACUCAUCCUCCUGACAGAUGGCGCCACUUCUCACAUCACCAUCUUUAAGGAGCUGGAUAAGCUGCAGUUUCCUGGAGGAAUGGCAGUGUUUGAGGUGGCGCUGGACAGCCAGGAUGUUAAUGUGACACAGAUGAAGUUUUCCCAGGUGAUCCGUCACGCCCGGCAGGUGCGGCAGUUGUCAAGGUGUGUGACGGUAAUGUUGGUGAGUAGUGACCAAGAGUUCCUCGCUGCAUUUGCCGAGUGGUCCCUCAAGGGUCGCCUUCUAGUAUGGUCAACACGGCUCCUCAUCAUCACUCAACAGCCAUUACAGGAAUUGAGGACCCUUAUGUCCACUCACUGGACUUUUUCAAUGUUGAAUGUCAUCCUGAUAAACUUGGACAUGGGUCAAGAAUUAAGGUGCGGAGUGUACACUCACCUGCCGUACAGCCCCAAGGGAGCCAGGUUAGUGCGAUUGGCCACAUGGACAAACACCCAAGGACUUGUCUCCAUCACCCGCAUCCCAAUAUUUCCCAACAAGUUCUCCAAUUUUUAUGGAUCGUCAGUGAAUGUAACAGCCUUGACCUAUGCACCUCAUUGGAUGACCUCUGGUAGUGGCAGUAACACACAGUAUGCUGGCAUGGAUUAUCUCUUGCUUAAGACUAUAGCUGAUGCCCUCAAUUUUACCAUCCACGUGCUGCCAUCUGCCUCCUGGAAAGAAGUAACUGAUCAAGUGGAGGCUCGGAGAUCAUUCGUGGCGAGUAUCGUCUACGUAGUUCUUCCUUCUCGUAUGGAGAAGUAUGAUUUUACGCAAAUAUUUGACUUUACUCCAUUUUGCUUUGCUACCUCGAAGCCAGAAUUGAAACCUCAGUGGCAGAGCCUCUACAAACCUUUCACCAAAGAUGUGUGGGGUGCAAAUCUAGUUGCUAUUAUACUUGUAACUGUGGCCUUUCACAUGAAAUAG